AGGAUCCUCAGUCACAUGCUGUGCUCAAAACACUUGGCAGCACAUUUCAGCUAUAAAAAAUGAAACCUUGGGCCAGUUAUAACUCUCUUCUUUUCAUUCUUUAUAAAUUUUAAUUAGUUUACUAAGGAUUGGCUGACAGCAUGAUAUUUGGGGCCACUUCACCUGCCAGUCAGAAGGGCAAUGAACAUCUCUAAGAUGUGACUUCCCCACGCCAUCCUCAAUCAUAAGGAGGCAGCCAGCUCUGAGAUCACAGGCACAGUAGUUUUGUGAGGCACAUUUUGCAAGUAAUAAAUGGAGAAGAAUCUCACCACCCCAGUAACAGAAUUUGUCCUCUUGGGUCUCACUCAGAAUCCUAAGCUGCAGCGAUUCCUCUUUGUGAUUUUCUUCAUCAUCUACGUGAACACUUGGCUGGGAAACUUCACCAUCAUCACCACCGUGAUCACCGACCGCCAGCUCCACACUCCCAUGUACUUCCUGCUAGCCAACUUGGCUUUCUUGGAUGUCAGUGAAUCAUCAGUAAAUGCUCCAAAAUUGCUCUCAGGUCUCCUCACCCAGAGUAAAACCAUCUCAUUCAAUGAGUGCAUCCUCCAGAUGUUCUUCUUCCACUUAAUUGGAGGCGCUAUGGUCUUUUUACUUGUGGUGAUGGCUGCCGAUAGGUACGUGGCCAUCUAUAAACCACUGAGAUACAUGACUAUCAUGAACCGGGGUGUGUGUGUGGUGUUAGUGUUAAAUGCAUGGCUGGGUGGAUUGGUUCACUCUGCUGUUCAGCUUGGACUGCUCCUCCAGUUGCCGUUCUGUGGUCCAAAUGUCCUGGACAAUUUCUACUGUGAUAUCCCGCAAGUCAUCAAACUGGCCUCCACCGACACUCACUUGGUUGAAUGGCAGAUGGUCUUCAAUGCUGGAGUGCUGCUCAUAAUAAUAUUCAUCAUUCUGCUGAUUUCCUACACUGUCAUCUUAGUCAAGAUCAGGACACAUGUCAUGGAAGGGAAGCGCAAGGCUCUGUCCACUUGUGGAACCCAGAUUACUGUGGUGUGUUUACAAUUCAUUCCCAGCAUCUUCAUUUAUGCUCGGCCUUUCAGGCAGUUCAGGCUGGACAAGGUAAUAUCCGUCAUUUACACUGUAAUCACCCCGAUGCUGAACUUGAUGAUCUACACGUUGAGAAAUGCCGAGAUGAAGAAGGCCAUCAGGAGACUGACGAGGAGAAUGCUCUUCUCGGGGAGGGAAAGAGAGACAUAAUUGAUCUUCCAAUCUUACAUUUGUGUUAAAAAUCUAAUUUGUGCACUGUAUCAGACAGCAGAUAUAUGUGGCACGUGAAAAGUGUGUGGAGUAAAAAGAGAUCAAAUACUGCACACUCAAGAGAAUCUGGGCUCACAAACACAUUAUAGACUGAGGGCAAGAACCUCCAUGUAAGUAAAAAAAGCAGUGGGUAUAAAUAAGACAUAGCUCCAUGAGGGUAAAUGGGUCAGUUCCCAGCGGGAGGAAAUGGGGGCAUCCUUCCUAAUUGGCUUCCACCUGUUGGGCUUUUGACACUGAGAAUUGCUGGCUGAAAUCCCUCUAAGAAUGAUUUCAACUAAUGAGGAACUCAUGAAAAUCAGUUCCUUCUCCGAAAAAAGAUCUGUUCAGUAAAUUGUGUAUCAGAACUAAUGUACUGAUUGU
This is a messenger RNA of Mauremys mutica (yellowpond turtle), 1656 nucleotides long. Its product is annotated as olfactory receptor 4D1-like. NCBI's taxonomy places the organism in Eukaryota, Metazoa, Chordata, Testudines, Geoemydidae. Gene Ontology annotation, molecular function: G protein-coupled receptor activity; olfactory receptor activity. Gene Ontology annotation, biological process: G protein-coupled receptor signaling pathway. The record is from RefSeq and is a predicted model, not a curated record. Gene Ontology annotation, cellular component: membrane. Bases 292 to 1236 code for a protein of 314 amino acids. The transcript has 3 exons.